Messenger RNA from Molossus molossus (Pallas's mastiff bat), 1906 nucleotides. RefSeq names its product ABO, alpha 1-3-N-acetylgalactosaminyltransferase and alpha 1-3-galactosyltransferase (gene ABO). NCBI's taxonomy places the organism in Eukaryota, Metazoa, Chordata, Mammalia, Chiroptera, Molossidae. The transcript has 7 exons. Bases 447 to 1496 code for a protein of 349 amino acids. Gene Ontology annotation, cellular component: membrane; vesicle; Golgi apparatus. Gene Ontology annotation, biological process: carbohydrate metabolic process. The record is from RefSeq and is a predicted model, not a curated record. Gene Ontology annotation, molecular function: glycoprotein-fucosylgalactoside alpha-N-acetylgalactosaminyltransferase activity.
UUAGUUAAGCUCAUGGUCAAUACUUGUGGUCAUGGCUGAUGCAUACCUUUCUCUUCAAGAUUUUUCUUGCAAAAACAACUCGGGUUCAAGGAACCCAGAAGUUCCUUCUUCUAGGGGGUGGAGAAUUGCUGGGUUGUAACAGGUCGUGCAGGCGGCAACCACUCGAUGGGUCCCUUUCAGGUCGGUGUUUCUCUCUCUCUCCCUCCCACUCUGUCUGAACAGAAGAUGGAAGAAUGUCCUCGGGUGAGGAUAAUGAAAAGAAAGGAACCUGCUGAAGCUACUCCUGCCCAGGAAGGACAGGUGGGGGCUGUGCCCUGGGCAGGGAUCGAACUUUGUUCCUCUGAACCUGAGGGCUGCGCUGUGCUUAGCUUCUGCCAGGCGGGCCUCCACCUCCCAUCCCUGGCCUCUGCCUCCAAGCACUUGGCCUGUGGGUCCUCAGAAGAGCCAUGGACCCCACAGAAAAGUCCAAGUGCCGCUCCCUUCGUCCUCUGGCCUUUCUCCUGACCGUGCUCGUCCUGGUCUUCCUCAGCGCUGGGGUCCUGAGCCCAAGAAUUCCGGUGCUGGGGACCAGACCAGGAGGAGCAGGCGAAGUUGCUACAAAGCCAGCCGGCCAGCAAGUUGUGAAAUUACCGAGGAUGGUUUAUCCCCAGCCCCGGGCGCUGACACCCUCAAGGAGAGAUGUCCUUGUCCUGACCCCCUGGCUAGCCCCCAUCAUCUGGGAGGGCACCUUCAACAUUGACAUCCUGAAUGAGCAGUUCCGGCUCCAGAACGUCACCGUCGGGCUCACCAUCUUUGCCAUCAAAAAGUAUGUGGUCUUCCUGAAGCUGUUUCUGGAGACGGCGGAGGAGCACUUCAUGGUGGGGCACCGGGUGAUCUACUACAUCUUCACCGAUCGGCCGCAGGACGUGCCGCGCGUGCCCCUGCGCAAGGGCCGCCGCCUGGUGGUCCUCCAGGUCCCCGCUGCCGCGCGCUGGCAGGACGUGUCCAUGCGCCGCAUGGAGAUGAUCAGUGACUUCUGUGCGAGGCGCUUCCUGCGUGAGGUGGCCUUCCUGGUGUGCACGGACGUGGACAUGCGCUUCCGUGACCACGUGGGCGUGGAGAUCCUGUCCCCGCUCUUCGCCACCCUCCACCCCAGCUUUUAUGGGGCCACUCGCCAGACCUUCACCUACGAGCGCCGGCCGCAGUCACAGGCGUACAUCCCCAUGGACCAGGGUGACUUUUACUACCUGGGGGGCCUCUUUGGGGGGUCGGUGUCCGAGGUUCACCGGCUCACCACGGCCUGUCACCAGGCCAUGACGACUGACCGCGCCAACGGCAUCGAGGCCGUUUGGCAUGACGAGAGCCACCUGAACAGGUACCUGCUGGACCACAAGCCCACCAAGGUGCUGUCCCCGGAGUACCUGUGGGACGAGCAGUUGCUGGGCUGGCCAGCGGUCAUGAAGAAGCUGAGAUACGUGGCUGUGCCCAAGAACCAUCAGGAAAUCCGCAACCGCUGAGGGGUGGAGGAGGGCUGAGGGGGGCUGUGGGGGACCCAGCCUACCUAGGGUGUUACCCAAAAGGGUUAGUGAUGUUUUCAAAGGAAAGGUAAAAGCUUGAAAAAGCAGAAACUGUGAAAAUGUGUUGCUUGCAUGACCUUUGCUCAGCCUUCUGUUGCCGAGUAACAGCCUUUUGGAUCAUCUGGAACCAACGACUCACCCAGCAGAUGCAGGACGAGAUUCCAGACCAGUCAACUGCAAAGGGGACAAUGGGCCAGGCAGGUGACGUCGGCAGGAACUGCCGGAAGCUAGAAGCCUAGUCUAUAACCUACACCCCAACUGUUAUUCAAGGCUGACCCCUUUUCCGCUCAGCCCGCCUGCCCCCAGGCGCAUGCAAUAAAAUCGUUUUGGACUUGGGUUGUGAAUGUGAU